Molecule: messenger RNA, 3940 nt
Organism: Sander lucioperca (pikeperch)
Lineage: Eukaryota; Metazoa; Chordata; Actinopteri; Perciformes; Percidae
Product: NLR family CARD domain-containing protein 3-like
Exons: 15
Coding region: 109-3930 (1273 amino acids)
Biological process (GO): regulation of apoptotic process
Molecular function (GO): protein binding
Source: RefSeq, a predicted model, not a curated record
AUAAGAUGAGUGAUUUGUAGGAAGAGGAGGACGGAGCAGAGUCUGUAGUAUCUGGCUGUCUGUCUAUGAAGAGUGACCGGUCCAAAGAUCCUCCUCCAGACUUCAGUAAUGAACCUGGACCCUCAGACACAAAUGAAUGUUGGUCAUCAGAAACAUAAGAUCAGGCUGAAGGGGACAUUUGAACGUGUGACUGAAGGAGGUGAAACAGGAAGUAGAAUCCUCCUCAACAGGAUCCACACUGCCCUCUACAUCAGAGAUGGAAAGAGUGAAGAGGUUAAUACCCAACAUGAGGUGAGGCAGCUCGAGACAGCUUCCAAGAAGAAGAUCCUCCAUGACUCUCCAAUCAAGUGCUGUGACAUCUUUAAAGCCUUACCUGACCAACAGAAACACAUCAGAGUGGUUCUGACGAGCGGCGUUGCUGGCGUUGGAAAAACCUUCUCAGUGCAGAAGUUCUGUCUGGACUGGGCCGAGGGUUUGGAAAACCAAGAUAUCAGUCUGGUGAUUCCUCUUUCCUUCAGGGAGCUGAACUUGAUCAAAGAUGAGCAGUACAGUCUUCUGGAGCUGCUCCGUGUUUUCCAUCCAACAUUACAGGAGGUCACAGCAGAGCAGCUCGCUGGCUCUAAAGUUCUCUUCAUCUUUGAUGGCCUGGAUGAAAGCAGACUUUCACUGGAUUUCAACAACAAUGAGGCUGUUUCUGAUGUCACACAGAAGUCAUCAGUCAACGUGCUGUUGACAAACCUCAUCAAGGGGAAGCUGCUUCCCUCGGCUCUCAUCUGGAUAACUUCCCGACCUGCAGCAGCCAAUCAGAUCCCUCCUGCGUGUGUUGACAGGGUAACAGAAGUACGAGGCUUCACUGACACCCAGAAGGAGGAGUACUUCAGGAAGAGAGUCAGUGAUGAAGAGCUGUCCAUCAGAAUCAUCUCCCACAUCAAAACAUCCAGGAGCCUCCACAUAAUGUGUCUGAUCCCAGUCUUCUGCUGGAUCACUGCUACAGUUCUGGACCACAUGUUGACUACAGACCAGAGAGGAAAGCUGCCCAAGACCCUGACUGACAUGUACUCACACUUCCUGCUGGUUCAGACAAAGAGGAAGAAGCUCAAGUAUGCUGAGGGACAUGAGACGAGUCCACAGGAGCUGAUGGAGGCUGACAGGGGAGUUCUUCUGAAGCUGGGGAGGCUGGCGUUUGAACAGCUGCAGAAAGGAAACAUCAUGUUCUACCAAGAAGACCUGGAGCGCUGUGGUCUGGAUGUCACAGAGGCCUCGGUGUACUCAGGAGUUUGUACAGAGAUCUUCAAAAGAGAGAGUGUGAUCUUCCAGAAAACAGUCUACUGCUUCGUUCAUCUGAGCGUUCAGGAGUUUCUGGCUGCAGUCUACCUGUUCCACUGUUACACCAACAGGAACACACAGGUACUGGAGGACUUCCUGGGAGAAGACUGGGACAAGAAGGAAGAAGAUGACCAUUACCCAUCCCUGGAUGUCUUCCUGAAGAGAGCCAUGAAGAAAUCCCUUGAAAGUGAAAAUGGCCACCUGGACCUUUUUGUCCGCUUCCUUCAUGGCCUCUCUCUGGAGUCCAACCAGAGACUCUUAGGAGGCCUGCUGGGUCAGACAGACAACAGUUCAGAAAUCAUCCAGAAAGCCAUCAACAACCUGAAGGAAAUGAACAGUAAUAAGAUCUCUCCUGACAGAAGCAUCAACAUCUUCCACUGUCUGACAGAGAUGAACGACCACUCAGUCCAUCAGGAGAUCCAAGCGUUCCUGAAGUCAGAGAACAGAUCAGAGAAGGAACUCUCUGAGAUCCACUGCUCAGCUCUGUCCUACAUGCUGCAGGUGUCAGAGGAGGUUCUGGAUGAGUUGGACCUGAAGAAGUACAACUCAUCACUGGAGGGACGACGGAGACUGAUUCCAGCUGUGAGGAACUGCAGAAAGGCUGUGCUUAAUAACUGUUUAUUCUCUGAGAAUGACUGUGAAGUCAUGGCCUCAGCUCUGAAGUCCAACCCCUCCCAUCUGAGAGAGCUGGACCUGAGUUACAAUGACCUGAAGGAUUCAGCAGUGGAUUGUCUGUGUGCUGGACUGCAGAGUCCAAACUGUAGACUGGAUACUCUGAGAUUGGUGCUCUGCAGUUUGUCAAAGAUCAGCUGUGCUUCUCUGGUCUCAGCUCUGAAGUCCAACCCCUCCAAUCUGAGACAGCUGGACCUGAGUUACAACAAGCUGCAGGAUUCAGGAGUAAAGCUGCUGUGUGGUUUUCUGGAGAGUCCACACUGUAGACUGGAGACCCUGAGAUUGGUGCAUUGCAGUUUGUCAAAGAUCAGCUGUGCUUCUCUGGUCUCAGCUCUGAAUGUCAACCCCUCCGAUCUGAGAGAGCUGAACCUGAGUUACAACAAGCUGCAGGAUUCAGGAGUGAAGCUGCUUUGUGGUUUUCUGGAGAGUCCACACUGUAGACUGGAGACUCUGAGAUUGGAGCACUGCAGUUUGCUAGAGAUCAGCUGUGCUUCUCUGGUCUCAGCUCUGAAGUCCAACCCCUCCCAUCUGAAACAGCUGGACCUGAUUAACAACAAGCUACAGGAUUCAGACGUGAAUCUGCUGUGUGAUCUUGUGGAGAGUCCAAACUUUAGACUGGAGACUCUGGCGAUGGAUGACAGAGUAUACAGGGCUGCACCUGACAGACAUGAAGGAGAUCCGUCUACGUCAAAGACAAACCUUGAUGUGUCUGAGGACAGAAGAGAGGAUCAGCUGUCUCCUGAUGAUCCAGAGAGGUUGAAGCAGCAGCAGCUUGUGUGUGGAGAGGCCCGUGAUACAAAUGAAAUGUUCCAUUUCACACCUGAGCUGCUGACUGAGUCUGGAAAGACUUCAUACAGGUUCAGGUGUCCUGGUCCAGGUGUGUUCCAGUGUGAUUUGACUGGACUGGUGUUUGUUAUGACUCAGGAGGCGGAGCUGCUGUACAAAACUGUCCAAUGGGAUGAGAGCCUCCUCCAAUCAGCUGGCAGGAUGGCUGCAGGGCCGCUGUUUGACAUCAAGUGUUCAGAGGAUGCUGCAGUCUGUCAGCUCCACCUUCCACACUGUGAAACAAAGGAUGCGCUGCUUGUUGAUGGCCUGUUGUCUGUCGUCCACAUCACUGAUUAUGGGAUGAGCAUCUUGGAGCCGCUGAAGAUUACAGACACUCAUGUGGUCGUGAAGGUCCCUCACCUCUCUGCCUUUGGCCUGAUCUGGGAUAUCGUUAGAAGAUUUCUGAACAUCUCACUGGUAAUAGAGGCCCAAGUUCUGCUGUUCCUCCGACCUCCGGACACGGGGCCUCGAGUCCUAGAUGUUUUACUGCUGCCCCGCAACGUCCUUCUAGAUGAGGUUGAAAAUAAACAAAGAGGUGCUAAACACAUUAGGAUCUCUUCCAAAUGUCAUCUCAACAUUGACCAAAGUUACAGUGUCCACUGUCAACCUGAGGGCUUUAUAAUACAGCCUGAGCAUGAGACAUUUAGCUCAGACUAUGGACCAAAUUACCAUCCAACAUUUGAAGUUUUCCUGGAGACGAUCCCAGAGAAGGUGACUUUGAUGGUCCAGGACCGAGAGAGGACAGAAAUCUGGAGACGUGACGUGUCUUUGAAAGGUCCAACUGGGCCAAAUCCACGGAGGAAUGACCCAGCAGAGGACAGCGUCUCAGCAGAGGACAGUGAUCCCCCAGAAGACAGGCUGUUGCUAGUUCGGACACAGUUUGUACAGCGAGUGUCUGAUCCUGUUCUGAACCAGCUUCUGGAUAAACUCCUUGAGCGUGGUGUUAUAACUGAUGGUGAAAUGCAGUCAGUCAGAACAGGCAGAGCAGACAAAGCACGAGACGUGAUGGACACGGUGAGAAGAAAAGGAAGUGCAGCCAGCUCAGUUCUGAUCUCUGCUCUCUGUGAGGUGGAUCCAGUCCUUUCCAGAGAGCUGAGAUUAAUCUGAAGAACCAAAC